Messenger RNA from Pichia membranifaciens NRRL Y-2026, 330 nucleotides. RefSeq lists its product as hypothetical. NCBI's taxonomy places the organism in Eukaryota, Fungi, Ascomycota, Pichiomycetes, Pichiales, Pichiaceae. Bases 1 to 330 code for a protein of 109 amino acids. The record is from RefSeq and is a predicted model, not a curated record. The transcript has a single exon.
AUGCGCACCCCGAUCGCUUGCAUAGCGGUGCUUCUGCUGGUAGUAUAUGCGCUGGCCGAUGACUUCAUCACCCCAAGCAAAAUCUAUGACUGGGUGACCGGGAACAUAGGUUUAACUAACACAGAGAGCGUUAUGGUCCUAACGGCCGGUAGCGCAUAUGAGACGCAAACCAUGUUAAAUAUAUGGGACCGGUGUUAUGGCCAUUCCGGCUACUACGUUGAUGGCAGAAAUUGCUUCAGUGCAGUUCGUGUCGGCAUAAUAAGGUGGGCUAUAGAACUGGUAGGAUUAGGUGUAAUUACUGGCUGGUACAAACGGGACGUUCUCGACUAA